AUGACGUCCACCGUGACGACGCCCAGCCGGCCGCUCGCCGCCGGGAGCCGGCCGAGGCGGUCUGGUCCCGCCGUGCUCUCGCUCAGCAAGGGUAGUAGCAGUCCUCGGCGGCGCCAGGCGCCGUCCACGAGCUGCGCCGCGCUCGCGUCGCCCGAGAAGGAGCGCACGCGCAACAAGCUCCCGCCGCCGCCGCCGUCGGCUACGGAGCAACAGCAGGAGGAGGAGGAGAAGGCCACGGACUACAACGAGGUCGCGGCCGUGCUGGAGAGCAUCUACAAGCUCAGCCCCGCCGUGGAGGUCGAGGAGGAGAAGCGCCACGGCAGCGGCGACGAAGACGACGAAGGCGAGGGCGGCAAGGCCAAGAAGAAGAAGAAGAGGAAAAGCAGAGUGGCGGGCCGGAGCACGGUGAUUGUGAAGAGCCGGCGGCGGCGGCGCGGGAGGAGGAUGGACCUGGGGAAGAGGGUGGAGAUGAAGAGCGCCGCCGCUACUAGCAGGGAGCAGCAGCAAGGGGAAGAGGACGACGGAGAGCGCGAGUUCGAGGAGAUGCUGCUGCGGGAGCACUCGGUGUCCACGGACAUGGGCAGCCUGGACUGGAAGCGCAUGAAGAUCCCGCCGGUGCUCACCUCGUCGCAGAGCGCGCGCCUCUUCAAGACCAUGCAGCCCAUGAAGGCGAUCUUCGAAGUGCAGGAGAGCUUGCGAGAGGAGCUGCAGAGGGACCCCACCGACGCGGAGCUCGCCGAGACCACCGGCAUGACCGUCCACCAGCUCCGCCGCCGCCUCGACGUCGGCCGGGCCGCCAGGAACAAGCUCAUCAAGCACAACCUCCGGCUGGUGCCGUACGCCAUCAACAAGUACUACCCGGACAUGGGCACCGAUGAGCGGUUCGACGACCUGUGCCAGGCGGGCGCCAACGGGCUGAUCACGGCCAUCGACCGGUUCGAGCCCAAGCGCGGGUUCCGCAUCUCCACCUACGCGCUCUUCUGGAUCCGGCACUCCAUCGUGCGCGCCAUGACGCUGUCCAGCUUCACCCGCUUCCCGUUCGCCAUGGAGUCGGAGCGGCAGGAGAUCGGCAAGGCCCGGGAGGAGCUGGCGUUCGAGCUCGGCCGGCCGGCCACGGACGAGGAGGUGCGGCGGAAGGUGGGCAUCUCCCCGCAGCGGUACCGCGACGUGCUGCGGAUGACCAGGCCCACCUACUCGCUGCACGCCAGGAACCGCGUCACGCAGGAGGAGCUCAUCAACGAGGUCACCGACGAUGAUGCCAUCGGCGUCGACGCCGGCGGCAGGCACAACACGCUGCUCCGCCUCGCCAUCGACGACCUCCUGGACUCUCUGAAACCCAAGGAGAGCCUUGUGAUCAGGCAGCGGUUCGGGCUGGACGGCAGGGGGAAGCGCACGCUCAGCGAGAUCGCCGGCAACCUCAGCAUCUCGCGGGAGAUGGUGCGCAAGUACGAGCUCAAGGCGCUCAUGAAGCUCAAGCACCCCACAAGGGUGGAAUACCUGCGCAGAUACAUGUGA
Molecule: messenger RNA, 1515 nt
Organism: Miscanthus lutarioriparius
Lineage: Eukaryota; Viridiplantae; Streptophyta; Magnoliopsida; Poales; Poaceae
Source: the annotation of a GenBank genome assembly